AUGGAUUCAAACGGCGCGAAGGGUCUUUUGCAGCUUCCGCCCGAAGUAUUGUUGUUGGUUUUGGGGAUGGUGGACCCUCGGGAUCUCAUAAGGCUUCGAUUGACUUGUAGAAGGUUACAAAAGUUAACGUACGAUCACGCUGUUUGGGUAUCAAAGUUGAACGAACAAGCAGCGUAUCUCCCUCUUCCACCGGAUAUUUUGCACCAGCGCGAACACGACAAACAUCUCCUGACAUUUUCUGAAAACUCUAUUGAAUCCACUGUGCUCAAAGGCCAACGAAUAUGUGAUGCAUGGCCCCGUGCUCGUUUGAAAACGCCCAUCAAACUGAAGGACACGGAUGGUAGAUUGAUGUGGAUUGGUCUUAAUCUUGUUGCCGAUAGAUGGCUGGUUGCUACAUAUCAUGAGGGAAUUAUUCACAUUUACGACACGAAACAAGGUUCUCCCGUUCUUCAACGUACCGUCGAUCUUCAAGAGAAGGGAUGGACGUCAUUUUCAGUGGGAAUUGACCCAACGGAGAAGCGCUUGAUUAUAGCCCUAUGUCUUUCUCAUCCACCUUAUAGGAUUCAUAUUUACCAGAUAGAACUUCUGGCCGUCAAUCAAGCAGUGUCUUUGAUACGCAUUAUCAUCUUGCCUCAUUAUAAAAUCAUACAGGCCCUCGAUAUCCCAAAUAGACUCGUCAUAGUAUCAACCGCUGCCUCUGUUACAACUUUGAAAUGGGACGAAGACUACGAUCCCGAAGCGCGUGAUGCAACAUUUAAUGUCAAUGCCGAAGACGAAGGAGGUUGGUGGGAUGGGGUAAUUGGGGUCUGCCUUCUCGGGUCAUACAUAUUAGUCCACAAAACUCGAUCUCUCCAUGUACGCCAAUACAAAGACCGUUGCGGGUCUGCACUCAAACACAAAUUUACCCUGUCAUUUAAACAAGUCUCGUUUUCUGCGUCAUCCAAAUCGACCAACAAGCUUUCAGGAACGACGGUGUACGAAGUCUCCACUUUUGCAUACGACGUGAUUCAGGGACUCUUCCAAUUCAACAUCAAACUCACAGUCCCAGAAUCUUUCGGUGUUCCCCCAUCGCUCGAUGUCCAACUAACAAGUGUCUACCCACUAGCGCUCGGUGUGAUCCAGCCCAUCGCAUCUUCGCAAUCCGCACCACACCCUUCUCCUUCAGUUUCCUCGCCUGAUUUUAGCCCAUCGCCAUCGUUCAAACAUACCCACGCGACUAGGGCAUCUGACACAUCUUCCAUUGUUGUUCAUCCAGCCAACCCAGCUGCGGAUACGGACUACCGCUCACGGGGUUUUCUGAGCACGCAAUGCAUGGGACCACAGGGUAAGCGUGGGAUAUGGGUUGAGCGCCAACGGUCGGGCACGGUGCGUGAUCUCCAAGUCUGGUUCCGCGAGCCUUCAGAGCCAUCGUCAAGCGCAGAGCGUGCGCUAUCAGAACCAAGCACUGCAGAAUUUCCUUUGCCGGUGAUGGAGAUAGAGCGCAGAGUCAUUUAUACUCUGCAAUCCUAUGAUCUCAGAGACGAUAUCUUGAUAUCGACGUUUAACGAAUUGAAUGGCACAAUUUAUCUGGGACAUCGAUCAGGCUACAUUUCCGUCAUUGCCUUGGAAUGUUGA
This is a messenger RNA of Psilocybe cubensis, 1614 nucleotides long. RefSeq lists its product as uncharacterized. Gene Ontology annotation, molecular function: protein binding. Bases 1 to 1614 code for a protein of 537 amino acids. Lineage: Eukaryota; Fungi; Basidiomycota; Agaricomycetes; Agaricales; Agrocybaceae. The transcript is spliced from 5 exons. The record is from RefSeq and is a predicted model, not a curated record.